AUGAGUACAGCCACGAGUGAGGUGGCGACAUUUGCCAAUGGCUGCUUUUGGGGCACUGAGCACAUGUUCCGAAAGCAUUAUGGAGGCAAAGGUCUGAUUGAUGCCAAGGUUGGGUUUAUCGGGGGCACGAAGGCCGACCCUACGUACAUGGAAGUGUGCUCGGGCCAGACAGGCCAUGCUGAGGCGUCUCAGCUUACGUUUGAGCCUUCUAAAGUGUCCUAUGAAGAGCUUGUAGAGUUCUUUUAUCGUACCCAUGACCCGACGCAGCAGGACGGUCAAGGUCCGGAUAUUGGCAGCCAGUACCGCAGCGCCCUGUUUCCUCACACACCGGAACAAGAAGCGAUUGCACGAAAGGUGACUGAAGAAGUGCAGAAAAAGCAUUUUGACCCGCAUGGAACGCGUAUCGUGACCACCAUUCAUCGCGUGCCAGCUAGCGAUUUCUUUGUCGCUGAGCAAUAUCAUCAAGAGUACUUGUUGAACAACCCAAGUGGCUACCAUUGCCCCACGCACCGCCUGUGGUGGUAA
Molecule: messenger RNA, 525 nt
Organism: Malassezia restricta
Lineage: Eukaryota; Fungi; Basidiomycota; Malasseziomycetes; Malasseziales; Malasseziaceae
Product: peptide-methionine (S)-S-oxide reductase
Exons: 3
Coding region: 1-525 (174 amino acids)
Molecular function (GO): peptide-methionine (S)-S-oxide reductase activity
Source: RefSeq, a predicted model, not a curated record